UACUGAGUGAAAACUAAAAAAAAAAAAAAGAUUGAAAUGGAAGAAACCUUGAAAAAGAAUUUGGUUUGUAUGUAAAACCAGCUACUAUCACAUACACAUGAAAAAGCAACUCCCCAACAUUUUGCUUUUCUACAAUCAGAAGUUAAUAGCAAUUUUUGUGGCACAAAAUACAAUGAAAGGAGAGAGAAGCCGCACGUGGUAACGCUAAAAGGCACCAUUUCCUUGCAUUGAUAUCAUUGCCAAUUUCCAUUCUCCUCUCUUCAUUCACUGACUUUGAUUUCAUUAGUCUUCUUUCUCGGUAGAGUGAGAGUAAAACCUCUUCUUAAUAUCCAUGUUUUACUUCCCUUUGCCUUAGGCUGAACUUUUGUGCUUUCCAAUGCUCUUUUAACAAUCAAAUGAUCCAAUAUUUUAGGGUCCAUUCUUCAUGCCAAGUUGCAACCGUGAACCAUUAGGAAUUAUAUCUUCUAUAUACUAUAUAAUGGUGGAAGAUUUUGUUAUUGGAAACAUUUUAAAGUUGAAGUUUUGAUUAGAGGGCAUAUCUCGUUUUUUGGAAUCCAAAACCCAAGUGUUUCAGAUAAAUUAUUAACAUAAAUCUCAAUGGUAGAACUGCAAUCCUGUUCAAGCUUGGUCAAUGCCUCGGCAUUGUGUGUAAUAGAGCAAGAAGUUAAGGGAGAGAGUGUCAAUGUUGUUGCUGAGAUUUCAGCUGAAUUAGAAAGAGAAAGGCAGAAGAAUUCAGAGCUUAUGAAGAGAAUAUCAAUGCUGGAAGCUCAGCUAAGAGAAAGAAACAUGGAAACUCAAGAAAGUCAUCAUCAACAUGCAGGUGCAGCAAGCUCAAAGAAAUCCAAAAGGCAAAGGAUAGAACAAGCAACUGAUGAAGAAGAGAAAAAGAAUAAUGUCAAAAGUGAAAUGGCUUCACAGUACAGACCUGGCAUUGAACCAGCAAAGUGCUUAAUCAAUGAAGCAGACUCUGAAUCUGUUGCAGAUUUCAAUGAAACAGAUAGUGAUGAUGACUGUGAUGAUAAUUAUGAUGAUGAUAGAGUUAGUCAAAGACAUGAAGAAAUUGAAGGCAUUACUGAAACUGUUAAUGAAAAAAAAGGUUACUUAGCUAGUUAUGUGAAACAAGAAGAUCAUGAAAAUCAAAAGAGAAAUCAUUCGGAGAAGAUAGAAAUCAAAUCACAAGAAGGCACAAAAAUUAGAGAGACUGAAUUUGAGGUACUUUCAUCAAGAUUCAUCAUACAUAAAUCACAGAACAAAAAACCUCAGAAGGUGGCUUUUAGCCCAAAAGAAGUUAAGAGGAUAAUAGAGUCUGAAGCCCUUUUACAAAAGAAUGCUCAGUCCCACACAAUAAGGAAAAUCAUAGUUUUUUCAUCCCUUGGCAUAAGACAUGGCUGUGAAGAUAUGUAUGAGCUGGACUUGAAGCAUUUUAGCAUUUUGAAUAAAGGAGAACCAUAUGUAUCACCAACAAACCCUGGGGAGCAUGUUUUAUAUGAGAAUCCUAGUGUUCGGAGAAAAAUCUUUUAUCCAAAUCGAGAGAACCCUGUGUUGUGUCCUGUCCAGAUACUUGAAGAAGAAAAUGCCAUGCGUCCAUGUGAUCCUAGCUGUCCUUCAUGCUUAUUCUUGUGCAUUAAGUAUGGUGGAAGGACAAGAAAUCUUCCACAAAAUGAGUAUGUGAGGCAGCGCAUGGGAAGAAACAAAUUGAAGUCAUUUGGGCCAGUUAUGUGCCGAAUGGGAAUGUUGGUUCAUAUUAGAAGUGGAAGCUUCUUCUUCAAGGCACUUGGUAUCACACUUCUGUUUAUGGCAGGAUUUCCUGAUGAUCUAGUUCAGAGAGAAACCAAAUACCACAACUUAGACUUGCUUCACAAAUAUUACAGGACUGAUGAGGAUGCUGAUGGGGAGCAGCUGUUUCUUCCAAUUCCAAUUGCAUGUGACAAUGGAAGCCAAAAUCCUGAAAACUUGACUAGAAAAACAGUUGCUGCAAAAUCCAAGGGGAGAAAGAACACUAGUGAUAUCUUCAAGCCUUAUAGUUCUCAAAAUGCCCCAUCAUAUCAUCAACAAUUAGCAGCACCAAGUCCAGCACAAACUCAAUUUGCAAUGGCAGCAUUUCAUUCUAUCCCAUUCCCAUCUCAGAUUUCCCAAGAUUCUCCUCAUCACAUGCCAAAUCCAAUUCUUGCCACUGGUAAUCACAAUUCAUAUUAUAUGCUGCCACCACAACCAGCAAGUACUAUUGUACCUGUGAUGUAUUGGCCUCCACCAAAUACAUAUCUUCAUGGACACUAUCCUUCCACAUAUGGAUACCAGUUUCUUCCUUGUGCUGCAAGUUACAUGCCAUUCCACACAACACAACCUAAUUACAAUCACCCCAGCUGCAGUUCCACCUUACCAAAGUUGUUAGAAGGUGGUGGAAAGAAUGAUUUAGCCUCCGAACAAUGUGACAGCGAUACUGAUAGCACUGAGGACCAUGAUGCAAGUGCAACUGCUUCAAUGACAUUCCACAAAUGAUUCAUUCCGUUGGAAAAAUAAUCAUUCGCAUAUGGUUGAAGUACCAUGAUGCAUAAGCUUUUCUGUGCAGCUUGUAACUCAAACCUUACUUGUCUUAUUUAUCAUCAUGGAAAUAAUUUUCAACUUUUCUCACUUUGUCCUAAUAAUCACUGACACAACCUAUAUCACACACAUACACACAUAUAUAUAGGUUGGUCAGCUCAUAACAUCUUGCAGUCAAUGGGUUGGGAUAAUUAAAAUGUUACAAUAUUUUGUGGUCCUGACCCAACAAAGAAAAUACGAAGUUAUGUAUACUUCUUAAAAAUUGAACACUAGACACAGUCAUACAGCUAUGUAAUUUAACGAAAUGAAAGUCCAUAUCUAAGUUAUUUGCAGCAAAAGGAUUUCUUUAAGUAGUAAUGUUAAUUUGAUGUUAUGAGUGGAACAGUGGAAUGUUGGGCCACCUGAACGAUGAUGGUGAUUCCAUUUUCUUGCUUGCACCGCUCUCCUAAGUCCUAAGUCACUUUCGAGUUUUGAUUAAUGCAUUUAGCAGUGGGUCCACUACACAAUCAAGGUUGGAAGAUUCUUCAUCUAUGAUGUAUCCUGUUUUGUUUGUUUUCUUUCCUUAGUUUCCUACCAACUGCCAAUAAUGUAGUUCACUCCUAACUAAAAAUAUGCAUUUAUUAUUUUAAUACUAUCACUGUAUUUUUAUGAUAGGUAUUAGGAUAAUAUUAAUCAUAAUUUAUUUUUGUUCUGUUAAAUUAAAUUAGGUAGACUUAAUUAAUACAAAAAUUGAAUGUAUAACAUUAAUACAUCAUAUUAAAUAUUUUAAGUAAAUAAUCACUGUUGAUUAUUCUACCCGCCCUUGAUUCUGGUGCAUUUAAUACUGUUAAUUAAAACUUGUUGAAUUUUAUAAACUUCAAAUAUAAGCAACAAAUUUGGAAUCUUAUGCUUCUUUUGCCCUUUUACCGGUACGUCUUUUUCUUCGUCCUUAUCCGCAGUGCUGACUGUAGCAUAUAACAAUGGAAGCUACGCUUGUAUACUACAAUAAUGAAUAAGCAUGAAAGGGAGCGAGAACUCAUAGCACAUACAUUGAACUGUGACUGCCACGCACCCAUGCCAUGCCAUGCCAUGCAUCAUCACAUACAUACACAUACACAUACACAUACACGACAGGCCCCACAUCACAUGCAUACAUUAUCAUUAUCAUCAUCAUCAUCAUCAUCAACAUAGCUAUUACCCACUAUCUUUAUUGAAUAAA
This is a messenger RNA of Arachis ipaensis, 3739 nucleotides long. RefSeq lists its product as uncharacterized. The record is from RefSeq and is a predicted model, not a curated record. Lineage: Eukaryota; Viridiplantae; Streptophyta; Magnoliopsida; Fabales; Fabaceae.